UCCUUAAUAAUAUCCAAUAAACAAUAAUAUUCCAUUAGUAUAAUAUCCCCAAGUACCAUUAGUAUAGUAUUCCCAAAUGCCUUAAGUAUAGUAAUUUCCUAUCCAAUAAGUAUAAUAACAGUAAUUAUUUUAACCUCAACAAUAACAAUAUUAACCAUUAUAAUAGUACAUAUAUUCUUAAAAUAAUAUUCCGAGAAUAGAGAACACAAAUAAUUAUGACGAUCCAGUUUCAAAGCCAUCAGCUGGUUUUGUAGAAAAUAUAAAUUAAAGUCAAAAAAUAAAAAAUUAAUAAGAUUAUUCAAAAUUGCUUUAGUAUUAAAUCGAUAUAUAAAAUUAAAAAAAGAAAGAAUUACAAGAAUUAGAAAAACUUUAAUAAGAAAAGAUUGUUUAAGAAAGAUAAAGGUAGUAAUUUUUUAAUAGAGGAGCACCUCAAAGGGAUUUAAAUGGGAAUAUUUUAAGUAGCAAAGUUCGUCCGGGAAAUCCUAAUUAUUAAAGCAUGGAUUGGUUUUCACAUAUGGGACAUAAAAUUUUGGCAGAACCAUAUUAAUAAGAAAUUAAUAAUUAAUUAAUUUAUAAAAAUUAAAGUGCUUAGGAUUUAGCUGUUUAUGAUAAGGAUAUAAAAUAUUAAAAAGAUCUAGAAUAAAGAGUUUAAACAGGGAGAAAUAAAUUAAAUUAAAUAUAUGAGUUAAACCAAGAAAACGAAAAUUAAAAUCAAAAAACAAAUUCUCAUGUAAUAGAAUUGCAAUAAUAAUAUCAAGGACCGGAAAAUAAUAUAGAUUUAUAAAAAAUGAAUAAAAGAUAAGAAGCUAUUGAAUUAUAAAGAGAAUAACUACAAUAAAUAGAAGAGAAAAAAAGAUAAAGAGAAUUAAAGAUUUUGUAAGAAAAAAGAGAGAGAGAACUAGAAGAUUUACGUAUCGAA
Messenger RNA from Ichthyophthirius multifiliis, 919 nucleotides. RefSeq lists its product as hypothetical. The record is from RefSeq and is a predicted model, not a curated record. Lineage: Eukaryota; Ciliophora; Oligohymenophorea; Hymenostomatida. The transcript has 2 exons. The annotation marks the transcript as partial.